AUGUAUAGUAUGAUCGAAGCGCUUGGUUGGUGCGUGUUACUCUAUUUCGGUUCUCGCCUGGCUCAGGUCAUCUACAGCAUCAUAUAUCCAUAUUAUAUUGCCAAGCCUUUGAAACUCAAAGAAGCUGCCGGCGGCAAAUGGGCAGUGGUGACCGGUAGUACCGACGGUAUUGGACGAGCUUAUGCACUCGAGCUGGCGCGAAACGGCUUUUCCAUUGUUCUAAUAUCACGGACGCAGUCGAAACUGGAUCACGUUAAAGCUGAAAUUGAAAGCGCAACAAAUGCCGAGGUGUGUUUUUGCGUUUUUGCCUGCUGUAGCAGCUCUAUGGGGCUGCACAGCAAAAAUGCACAAAAAUUGAUUACAGUUGCUUAUUGUCCUAGUAAUACAUUUGUUCCCGCAAUUCUUCCAAUCAUUUUUUAA
Messenger RNA from Gongylonema pulchrum, 420 nucleotides. NCBI's taxonomy places the organism in Eukaryota, Metazoa, Nematoda, Chromadorea, Rhabditida, Gongylonematidae. The record is from the annotation of a GenBank genome assembly.